CAAAGUACUACCAGGAGAGGCUAAAGCAACAGAAAUGCAAAUGUUAACACUUCUUUUAAGUUUUUGUUUUUCACUUUCAACUGCUUUUUAUUUCCACGUAGGGGAACGAGAAGAGAAAUGCAUAAUAGAAGACAUUCCGAGUGACACAUUGGUAACAGGGACUUUCAAGAUACAGCGAUGGGACAUAGGCAGACAUGACUUCCUUGAAUCUGCUCCUGGUUUGGGAAUGUUUGUGACGGUUACAACUUACAAUGAUGAGGUAUUAUUGUCGAAGUUAUAUGGCCUACAAGGAACGUUCUAUUUUACUUCACAUUCACCGGGUGAACACAUCAUUUGCUUAGAAUCUAAUUCUACGAGGCUUGUGUCCUUUGGAGGGAGUAAGCUGCGGAUCCACUUAGAUAUUCGAGUUGGCGAACAUGACCUUGAUGCAGCCAUUGCUCAAGCAAAGGACAAAGUUAAUGAAGUUAGCUUCAAGAUUGAACAUCUACUUGAGCAGAUUGAGCAAAUAGUCAAAGAACAAAACUAUCAAAGGGACCGUGAAGAAAAUUUUCGAAUGACCAGCGAAGAUACAAAUAGCAAUGUUUUAUGGUGGGCUUUUGCACAAACAUUAAUCUUUAUCUCAUUUGGAAUUUUCCAAAUGAAGUCCCUUAAAGACUUCUUUAUAGCUAAGAAGCUUGUUUAAAAUGUCAAUAAAGACAAACAACUACCUGCUAA
Messenger RNA from Ceratotherium simum simum (southern white rhinoceros), 714 nucleotides. Its product is annotated as transmembrane emp24 domain-containing protein 11. The record is from RefSeq and is a predicted model, not a curated record. NCBI's taxonomy places the organism in Eukaryota, Metazoa, Chordata, Mammalia, Perissodactyla, Rhinocerotidae.